AUGGGUGAUUUGAACGCAGACAUCUCUGACGACAAAUCUCUGUUUGGUUGGCACUUGAUGCAGUUCUGUCAUGACAGCAAACUUGUUCUCUCCAGCAAGAAAUUCCUUCCAGUAGAUAGCUUUACUUACAUCAGUGAAGCAUGGCACACAACAUCCUGGCUGGAUCAUGUAAUCUUCAGAGCUGAUGCUCAUGAUAGUCUGGAAAAAUUUGAGUUUUUGUAUGGGCUGACUGCCACUGAUCACUUACCUGUCUCCAUGGUGGUAAAUGUUGAUCAUCUGCCUGAUUACAGCAGCCCAACAGAAUAUGGCGCCAACAGGGUCAAAGUGGAUUGGGCUAAACUAUCUAGAGAGGAUGUCUCUUAUUAUUGUGGGAGGACAGAUGUUCUCUUGAGGGAAAAACAGCUACCCAUGGAUGCUAUUUUAUGUUCAAAUAUUAACUGUGAUGAUGUCAAACACCUUACUGACCUGUGUGAAAUGUACAAUCGUAUAGUGAGCGCUAUAUAGGAGGCCAGUAGACCUUAACACAUUGGGUGUUUAGGUGAGCUAUCAGCUGUCACCAUGGAAAGUUUGUGAGAACAGAGUGUUUGAAACCAUGGAGUUGUACAUAUCGUUUUGGGGAACUGCAUAAAAGGCAAGGCAAGUUUAUUUGAGGUUAGACCUGGGACACAGGCUGGAGAGGACGCUGGCGUUGACUGUUCGCCGCUUCUCCAUACCUGUUGACUCUAAACCCCAUAAAUUCCACCCUCCACAGCUAGGUUGUUGCUCCACCUAACUCUGGUUUAGUGGUUUUUCCCCGGAUUGUGUCUCUGCUACUGCACAAACCCCCGGGAGUCAUCUGUGUGGUGACUAGCAAGCCUGGUGCCCCUUCAGCUGGGACGGCAGCGCUGACACGGUGCUAGCUGCUAGACUGCAGCUUGCACCUGUUAUACCGACCUCUCUCCGUCUAGCCAAUCUCCCCGGCUUCUGCAUGCCAUCUGCCCUCGAACGGAUGUCUGCAAGUGGGUUGCCAUCUCUGUGGAGGCUCUGGACCAUCCUGGGCUGUGCGGCUGCCAUCCAUCGUCGCUCACUGGGAUCCUGGCUAAUGGCUAACACUGACACUCCAGGCUACUCCACCGUCAUCUCUGUGCCGCUUCUGAGCUCCCAUCACAUCAGCACUCCUGCUCAACUCCAACUACCUCACCGACCCCGCUACAUCCACAGAGGAUCUGGUCGCCAGUUUGUUCUGGCCAAACACGGUGAUCAUGGUAACUGUCACCAAUCCAUUACAUCCCUCUGGUCGGCUGGUUGCACCGUCGCACAACAAUGGCGUCAUCAGAACACCGCUACUCCAGUCGCAAAAGACAGGAGCGGGUAUGGCCGGAUGGACAGAAAACCCGCAGUGGAUCACAGCGUCCUGCGCCCCCUUAAUGGACCGGACUCACAAGCCAUUCCACAUUGGAAUUCCUAAAUGUUCGGUCACUGACAAACAAAGCCGGACUCAUCAACGACCACAUUAUAGACAAAGGUAUUGACAUUAUCUGUCUUACAGAGACCUGGCAACAGCCUGAGGUCUACUCUGCCCUCAAUGAGGCCUGUCCCCCUGGGUAUAGCUACCUCAGUAAGGCCCGGACUACCAGUCUGGGGGGUGGCCUCGCUGUUUUUCACCGCAGCACCAUUCAAACCUCUCUACUGUCUGUCCCACCCUUCAACACUUUUGAACAUCUGGUUUUUAAUUGCAAACACAUUACAUCACAUCACAUCACCUCUGCAACUAUAGCACUCAUUUAUCGCCCCCCCAAACCACAUCCAUCAUUCCUCUCUGAAAUUCAUGACUUUCUAAUCUCACUUUGCACCUCACACUCAAACAUUCUGGUUUUGGGGGACUUCAACAUUCACAUGGACUCACUCUCCUGCCAACUGGCUGCUGAAUUUAAACAGGUUCUGGACUGCCUCAACCUCCACCAAUCCGUUGUUGGACCCACCCACACCAAGGGCCACACACUGGAUGUGGUCAUCACAGCUUCCAUCCACGUCUCAGAUCUUCACAUCCAGGACAUUGGCAUUUCAGACCAUAUGCAGUCACCUUCAAUCCCCCCCCCCCCACCAAACCACAACGCCUUAUAUCCUUCAGAAAUCUCAAGAACAUUGACUCCACCUCCCUCAGUCAGCAUCUCCAGCUCCUUUCUCCUUCUUCAAACACAUCACUUACUGACCUCAUGGACUACUACAACCACAAUCUUCACUCUAUCCUCGACUUUCAUGCUCCACUAAAAACCAGGACAGUCACCUUCAUCCGUUCCGCCCCCUGGUUCACAGAGGAGCUGAGACUGCUAAAAAGGACUGGCCGAGUCCUGGAGCGGGCCUAUGUCACAUCUGGGCUGAUAGUGCAUAAGUUGGCUGACUGGGAACAUCGUCAGAGAUAUGCCAAAGAACUCUCCAAAGCCAGGUCAGCACACUACUCCAACAUCAUUAACAAUAACCCAGGUAAUUCCAAACAACUCUUCACCACAGUCAAACACCUUCUAUAG
This is a messenger RNA of Xyrichtys novacula (pearly razorfish), 2507 nucleotides long. The record is from the annotation of a GenBank genome assembly. Lineage: Eukaryota; Metazoa; Chordata; Actinopteri; Labriformes; Labridae.